Messenger RNA from Corylus avellana, 1191 nucleotides. NCBI's taxonomy places the organism in Eukaryota, Viridiplantae, Streptophyta, Magnoliopsida, Fagales, Betulaceae. The record is from RefSeq and is a predicted model, not a curated record.
AUGGAACUCCCUAUCGCCAACAAUGUCCAGAGGCUAUGGGAGGCAUGGAAUUUCCGGGUCUGUAUUAUCCUAAGCCUCUUGCUCCAGGCACUUUUAGUUUUAGCGUCGCACUUCAGGAAACGGACGAGGAGCAAAUUGCUUCUCGUGUUCAUAUGGCUGGCAUACUUGCUUGGCGACUGGAUUGCUGUCUUCUCCAUUGGGCUCAUCUCCAAAAGCCAAGAAGACGCUUGUAAACCAAAAGGGAAAGAGGAUCUCACUGCAUUCUGGGCUUCCUUUCUUUUGUUGCAUCUUGGCGGCCCCGAUACCAUUACUUCGUUUUCUCUUGAGGAUAAUGAGUUUUGGCUGAGGCACUUGAUUGGUCUCAUAUUGCAGGUUCUGGCAACUGCUUAUAUCUUCUAUCAGUCGCUUUCAGAUCAAAGCAAGCUAUGGAUUCCCACUACAAUGGUGUUUGCUGUGGGAACUAUCAAGUAUGCAGAGCGGACGCGUGCCCUGUAUCUUGCGAGCUUGAGCCAAUUCGGGGGUUCAGUGUUGCUGGAGCCAAAUCCUGGGCCUGACUAUGAAGAAGCCAUUGAGAUAUACUCUUCUAUGAGGUCGGUCCAGGUUCCAUCACAUGUGGAGGUGAUGCAAACCUCGGAUGCUGGGAAUCCUAUGGAUUCUCUGUCCACAAGUGAAGAAAAGUGUUUGAAGCCCUUUGGAAACCCGAUCGGGUUAGACGACAUGCAAUUACUGGAAGAAGCAUCUCGCCUCUUUGAAAUCUUCAAGGGGCUUAUUGUAGGCCUCCUUUUGAGCUCAAAAGAGAGAGAAUUGAGCCGAGAUUUUAUUCUCACUAGAACUGCCACUGACGCAUUCAGACUAAUAGAGUGUGAGCUUAAUUUCAUGUACGAGGUUCUCCACACCAAGAUUAAUGUUGUUCGUUGCCAAACUGGCUACAUGCUCCGCUUUGUUAGCUUCAUUUCAAUCCUAGCAACAUUAAUGGUGGUUUCAAUUGAGAAGCCGUUUGUGUUUCGGAACAAGUUCGAUGCCAGACUUACUUAUGCCUUGCUCAUUGGGACAUUAGCCCUCGAGGCCAUAUCGGUGUUGAUGCUUAUUUUUUCUAACAGGACCCUCAUUGCCUUGAAGAGUAGCUGGAGAAAAUUCAUUCCAGCAAUCCUUCUGAAAAGAAGAAGGUGGUCUAGAUCUGUUUCCCAGUAG